UCCCUGUAGCCCAGGCGUAGCAGUUCACUGGCCUCGAUUCUCAUUCUCAGCGGUCUUAGUUUGGAUCGAGUUACUGGUUCUUUAUAACCUGACCUUCUACGCCAGACUGGAGACACGAGCGUCGCAGCACAUAAACUAAAGGCUGGACUGACUUGCCUCGCGACUUUCAAGCGGCUUGGACUCGGAAGUCGGGGACACCGCUAGCCGCGCGCUUCAGCGGUCGGGACUUGUGAGUUAAAAGAGCGAGAAGCAGCGCGCAGACGGCGUUUACGGAUUACCGAGGCUGGACAUGAAUUUUCAAAAGACGUUUUCGGUGAGUGAAAGUCAUUUUACCGCUACAAAGUCAGAGUGAUAAGCAACGCGCGUCUUUGGGAUAUGCGCCUCAGCCGCCACUGCAACUGCUGCUGCUAAGGAGACAGACUCUCGAGGAGGAGUACACUCAUCCACUCAGACCCUCGCACGUACAGAGAAGCCCCAUCGAAUCGGCGAAACCAUGCAGCUCCGAACUGUCCAGGAGGCGAAAGUUGUGGAUGUGGAGAAGAGGAGAAACCCGUCCAAGCACUACGUUUAUGUAAUAAAUGUUACAUAUUCGGAUUCAACAUCUCAGCCCAUUUACAGGAGAUACAGCAAAUUUUUUGACCUCCAGAUGCAGAUCCUGGAUAAAUUUCCUAUUGAGGGAGGGCAGAAGGAUCCUAAGCAGCGCAUUAUUCCCUUUCUUCCAGGUAAAAUUCUUUUCAGGCGAAGUCAUGUCCGAGAUGUUGCAAUAAAAAGACUUAGACCCAUUGAUGAUUACUGCCGGUCUCUUGUACGGCUGCCUGCCUUCAUCUCCCAGAGUGAGGAUGUGUUGAGGUUUUUUGAGACUCGGCCUGAGGACCUCAAUCCUCCAAAGGAAGACUAUGGCUCCAAACGAAAAUCAGUAUGGAUGUACAGUCUGUCAGACAGUCCAAAGAAAGGAGCCGACAAUUCAGAUCCCAUGGUGCUGGAGCAAUAUGUGGUGGUAGCCAAUUACGAGAAACAGGAGAACUCUGAAAUCAGCCUGAAAGUGGGAGAAGUAGUGGAUGUAAUUGAAAAGAACGAGAGUGGCUGGUGGUUUGUCAGCACAGCAGAAGAGCAAGGUUGGGUACCAGCCACAUACCUAGAUUCCCAAAGUGGAACCCGUGAUGACCUAGAGCUCAGCACAUCAAGAAGUGGAGAAGUUACUAAGCGACGAAAGGCUCACCUGAAGCGCUUGGACCGGCGAUGGACGCUGGGCGGAAUUGUGAACCGACAGCAAAGUCGAGAGGAGAAAUAUGUCACUGUUCAGCCUUAUGUCAGCCAAAGCAAGGAUGAGAUUGGCUUUGAGAAAGGGGUUACCGUGGAGGUCAUCCAGAAGAACCUAGAAGGAUGGUGGUAUAUCAGAUACUUAGGCAAAGAAGGAUGGGCUCCUGCAUCAUACUUAAAAAAGAUCAAAGAUGAUUUUUCACCUCGUAAGAAGACAUUGACAGGUCCUGUUGAGAUCAUUGGAAACAUCAUGGAAAUUAGUAAUCUCCUGAACAAAAAGCAGAUGAGUGAAAAGGAUGUUCAAACAGACAAUGAUCCAGAUGAAACCCCAAUUUCCAAAAAAGAAAUCAGUCUUCCUAUUCCAUGUGAAGAUACAUUUGGCAGUAGCACUGUGCUGCAGGAGAAACAAACAAACAAGGCGACUCAAGGUUCGCCAGCUGUUGCACGUAUCGCCCCUCAGAGAGCUGAACACAGUUCUCCAAACUUAAGACAGAAACCUCCUCCCAGAAGAGAAACUAGUUUGGGAUUUCAGUUACCAAAGCCACCAGAACCCCCAACAGUUGAAGUUGAGUACUAUACCAUUGCAGAGUUUCAGUCUUGUAUAUCUGAUGGAAUCAGCUUCCGUGGAGGACAAAAGGCUGAAGUUAUUGAAAAGAACUCUGGUGGAUGGUGGUAUGUUCAUAUUGGGGAUAGGGAAGGCUGGGCUCCAUGUUCUUACAUCGACAAAAGGAAGAAACCUAACCUUAACAGAAGAACAAGCACCUUAACCAGACCUAAAAUCCCCCCUCCAGCUCCCCCAAUCAAAAAACAAGAGUCAGAGGAGCUUUCUUCUUCUAGCAAGAAUUUAAAAGGAGAGACUCCAGAGUCUCCACACAAGUUCAAGUAUGAGGAGCCAGAGUAUGAUGUCCCUGCCAUUGGUUUUGAUUUAGAAUCUGAACUUGAUUUUGAACAUCAGGAUAUCCUAAAAGUGUCGCUAUGUGAAGCUGUGACAUCUGAGAUUGCAGCUCUCCAGUCUUCCAAAUUAUCUCAACCUUUGUCUUCUCUCCAGAGAGCAAAAUUUAAAGUUGGGGAAUCAUCAGAAAAUGUAGCUGAGGAUGAUAAGACUAUCUAUGAGAAUGAUGGUUUCAGGACUUGCUGUGAUGAUACUGCCUCCAGCAAAGAAUCCAGUGGUGAUUCUGAGCCUCAGAAAGCCAGUACCCAGUCUAGCAUUAUUAGAGCGUCAUCCUCAAGAACAUCUGUUGAUUUUGUAAAAAGUGCUGUUAAGGCUCAAGUUGAUUCUGCCAAAAACCAGUCACUUAGCAAGAGUGACGAUACUAAACCACGAUCAGCUUCUGAUGUAAGCAGUCGAAGUACAGUGAAGGCACAACCAAGGAUUGAUGUUGAGGAAAGGAUAGGGCAGAGCCCAUCUACCAAACCAAAGCCUCGAGUCAGGCCCAAACCUCUUAUCUCCAAACAAGAAGGCCAAAGUCCAGAAAAAAUGGAUAUUACUAGUCUAAGGAGACAUCUGCGGCCAACUGGACAACUUAAACAUAAUUUAAAAGCAUCAUUAGGAGAGGAUUCCGAAACAGCUUCUGUCAUCUCUUCUGAAGACUCUGCUUCUUCCAAAAGUAUGUCAGAUCUCUCAAGCAUAAACUCUAAAGGAAGCAGGGGUGAUUCAGAAUAUGAAAUGAUAUAUAGAACCAUUGACAACUAUGAAAAAGUACAAGAAACUGAAAUCAGCUUUCCAGCUGGAGUUGAUGUUGAGGUGGUUGACAAACAGGAGAGUGGAUGGUGGUACAUCAGAUAUGGUGAUGACGAAGGUUGGGCUCCUGCAUAUUUCUUGGAAUACUUGAGUAGCAAGACAACAGACACUGCAGGGUCAGAGUCUGAGGACACUCCAACGAAACAGGGAAGCAGAAGCAAGUCCAAUAGUCUGGAAAAAAAUGAGAAAAGGGUUCAGGCAUUAAAUAACAUCAAUCAAAAUAUGAAGAGGGCAACACCACCCAUUCCUUCAAAACCUCCGGGUGGUUUUUCAAAACCUACUGGAAUGGUCAAUGGCUCCGUGAAAAUGAGAAAUGGAGUACGACAGUUAGCUGUAAGACCACAAUCCGUCUUUGUUUCUGCACCUUCGAAAGAUACUAACCUUUACUCAGGGUCCCUACGCAGAAAUGAAUCCCUGAAUUCUACUGACCACUUAAGGUCUGGUGUGUCAGUAAGACGAAAUUCUUCUUUCAAUGCUGUGAGAAGCCAGGCAGAUGAUGCCAAACAAAAAAACCCUGAAAAAAAAGCAAUGGGUUGCACAGAUGCAUUAUCAAAAGCAUCUCCAAGGAAUGGCAUUCCUGUGUCCACUGUCAAACCAAAGCUUGUGGACAGGUCUCCUCUCAUACAGAGCAAUCCCAAAGAGCUUUAUGUUUCCAUAGCUGAUUACCGUGGGGAUGAAGAGACGAUGGGAUUCACAGAAGGAACAAGUUUGGAAGUCCUUGAACGAAACCCAAAUGGAUGGUGGUACUGCCAGAUUUUAGAUAGUUUACGCCCCCAGAAAGGUUGGGUACCUUCAAAUUAUUUAGAGAAAAAAAACUAACUUAUUGAUUGUGUAUUUUUUUUCGUAUAUGUGUGUGGUUUUCUUUUUUUUAAUAACAUGCACAGUUUUACAGAUACUGAAUAGUACAAUGUACUUUAGGAAACGUUUUUGAGUGUUCGUUUACCAGUGUAAAUGUAAAAUAUGAUGUUUCAUGAUCAUGAAUUAAAAAUGAGACAUGCUGAGGGAGUGGCCACCCUGCUGUCUCAAAUGGAUCUAAGAAAAACUAAAGCUAAGAUUUUUCUUAAAGGAAGAAAGGAAACAAUGGGUGAUAAUUGGAAUGAAAUUUGCAAUCUUGCUGAAAUUAGGAACUCAUUAAAUUGUUUUGGAUAUCCAAAGAGGUGCCUUUUUUACUUUUCACUUAAUUAUAGACCAAAUAAAUAAAAGGCUGACAGAUCUUUGUGUGGUACUUGGAUGCUUAUGCAAAAUGAUCACAGCUCUUUGAAGAUCAAGACGUUUUAAUUUUCUUUAAGCGCUACAUCCGGAAGGAGCUGUUGGAAUGGAGUUGUGGAACUGAAGUGAAAAUUCAAAGAUCUGCAGGAUUUGAAUUAAUGAAAAGAAUGGAAAACCAAAACAGGCGCCAUGAAAGCCAUAGGAUGAAUACAAAAAAGGCAGUGAUAUUUUCAUUACCUUUUUUUGAUCAUAAUGGCAGCUUUUAAAAAAGCAAUUACAAAAAAACUACUUUAUGUGUUUGUUUUUACAGUUUUAAAGUGUUUUUUCUAUUUUCAUGACUUUCUUAGAGAUUUAUUUCUGAUCUGGUCUUGUGACACUAUCAGCCUGGCUUUUACACAGUCAAAACUAACUUUUGUGCUUAAAUUAGACUGUUAAGCGUUUUCCUGCAGGGUAUUCAGGUUCUUGUUUUAUUACCUUAAAUCUGUCUUCCAGUUUCAACUUUAAUAAUAUAUUUUUUCACUUGAACUCCUUAAAAUUUUAAAUUAUAAUUCAAAAAAGGAAUAAAUUGCACAGUUCCUCCCCAAGAGUUUAGUUUUGCUAGACUUCUGAUUUUCAGUGACCUUUCUUAACAUUUGAAUUUUGUUUACAAAAAUAUAAAUUAAAAACUUUAUUUUUAUACCAGGUAAUCCAGAAAAUAUACUUUGUAUAUAUUGCUGCUUAUUGUCCUUUUCACUUGUGAAGGAUUGAGGAUUUGUUUUUUCUUUCCUGCUUGUCUGUUUCCAACGGAAACAGGAGAUAUUACUGGAAAACAGGCUUGGAAAUAGCCAUCCAAACCCAGGGAUCUGAAGUUCUAGUGUCCCAAAAUGUGAUCAGACCUAAUAUGCCCAUGUAAGGGAGUACUCAUUUGACAUUUUAUGAGACCUAAAACCAAAUUAGUAUAAUGGGUUAUAUUGUUUCUCAGUGUAGGUUAAUGAGAAUCACUUUUCUUGAGGCCGAGUAUCUUUAAAUAUGUUUGAAAAUUAUAGGAUUAUGUCACUGAUAAUUGAAAAUCCUUUAAGUGUGAAAGGAAGACUCAGUAGAGGAACAGAACUGUGUCAUGAACUGGAUUUCCACGGGCACCCACUGGAGUCAUACCUGGAUCAGUGGGAAAUGCCACAGCCCCCCAGGGUGCGUCACUCAGAGGUACAGAAAACUGCUUCUUAUGUGCAAAGGCUGACGUUCAAGACUGCUGAAAUAUUUUUCUAAAGAAAAGCAUGGAGUUAAGUUCUGGGCUCAAUGCCAUUUUUGUUUAUUUUCUGCUGGACAGUAUUAAACAAUAGAUAGGAUAAUCUGCUAGAUUGCAGUAAUAUUAUAUUGGCAUAAAGUAGUUUGUAGUGUGAUUACACAUUGCCAAUAAUGAUGGAUGAAGUGGUUCAUUAUUUGUGAAUUAAUGCACUUUACACAAAGAAAAACUGGGUGCAUUACUUAAAGAUGCAGUAUAAUAUUUUGAGAAUCCAGGACAUUAUUUAUUUUUUUUUAAGUAAAAAUUAUUUAUAAUUAUUUAAAAUGCGCGUAUUCUGAUUUACCUGUUUUGCAGCAUUCUCUGUCAGUUGCAAAGGUGGUGUCCCGAUAGAUCAUUUAUGUCUAUUGGACUGCUCUCUAAACACGUUGCUUGUUUUUACGAGUGCAUUUUUUUAGCCUCCACUUCUGACAGUCAUUUCUUUGCACAGAGAGACCUCUAGUGAUAGGCAGCUGUUACUGCAGCUUUAAUCACUGCUUUUUUUAAAGAUUUAAACAAAAACAAAACAAAACAAAAAUACAUGUAAAUAAAUUGAAUGGUUUCCAAAAGGCAAUGCAAAUGAUGUGUUAUUCACUUUUACAUAAAUUAGGCAACCUCUUUUUGUGAAAUUACUGUUCCAAUGCUGUAUACUGCAACUUUAACAAUAAUGGGCACUUCCUAUGUCGUUAUUGCAAUCUAUAUAAUGCCUGAUUUUCUUUUCUGUUUAUUCUUUAACAUUUCAGCAGUUUUUUUUCUGUUUGUUGUUUCACAGCUUUCAGUUGCUGACAGAUUACAAUAUUUACUCAAAGUGAGAAUGUGCUGACAAAUUACCUUUGUUCCAUACAUUGAAAUGUUAUCAAAUAAGAGUGUAAAAUAUCUUUAUGUGGAGCAUCAACACUUUCAUGCAGCUGAGGCCAAGAGAUGGUUUGGGUGAGCAUGAGAAGGAGGGAAUUGGGAUCCAAUAAAAAAUACUGUGGUUUGCAGCACCAGAAUAAGAAUUAAAAAGUGUGAGGGGGCAUUCUGACAGCCCCUCACAUUGACUGUUAAACCCAGUAACUCAUUUUUACUAUGUCAUUGCGUACUGCCCUAUUUUCAAAUCAGUUGCAGUGUUCUGCAUUUGGAGACCGUUUGGGAACGUGUUACACAAUAAUGUUACAAAAUUGAGCAAAGAGCUAAGAACAAAAUACAAACUAGUUUCAAGACCUUAUUAGUAAGACAGAAAUAUACUGAACAAGAGAGUCUUCAAAUACUUUCUAAACACACUGAAGAAGUUAGAAUUUUGAAUAUAAGUGGACAGCUCUUUCUACCACCUAGGGACCUACACUUGAAAACAGUCUGCACUGAGAUUUGAUACCACACAAAGAUGACAUCAUCAGAUCUAAGUGGUUGAGAGGAAGCAUAAAAUCAUAGGGUCUCCAUAUACAGUACACUGUAUAUUAUCAAUGAUCAAGUAAUAUCAUUUAACUGUAUGUAAAUAUAAAAUAACACGGCUCAUAUCUUGAAUUUUUUUUUUAAAGAUUUGAGAAAUAAUCUCGGAAAACAUUUCUGUCCAAAUAAUUGAACCAGCACACUUUGAAGCUUGCUGUAGUCUGUCAGUUGUUAGAUCUCAGCAAAUCAAGGAACUGUUGAACUGUGAAAAACAACAAACCUGUGAUUUUCCAUGUGUACAGUCCUGUGUUGCCACCCAAAUUCAUUUCUCAAUGUGUACAAGGCACAUGGACUUGUGAAGAUUUUUUAAAGAACUUUUUAGAUAUAAAUCAAACAAAACUCUCCCCACCCACACCAUGAACUACCCCUUGAAUUUGACGAAGGCAUUAUAUAUCAAAUGUUUAAUCACUCUAUUUUAGUACUGCACAUAUUAUUAGUAAUUACAUUGCUUUUGUAAUAAAUAGAAUUUACACUGCUUGUUUGCCUCUUUAUGAAACCAAGGGAAUUUGUAAUCUCACUGUGCAUACUAAACUUUGUCAUAAAGCUAGUUAUACUAUAGUUUUAGUAUUUAAAGUGUUUCUGAGUAGAAGUUUCAUCAUUGUGUCCCCCCUUUUAUUACAGUUGUUUAUCUUGUAUUUUAUUUUCUUCUCUGUGUUCUGCUUAAUUCACCCACAACAUGGUAAAUAGCACAUGGUUCUCCAUAUGGUAGCACUUGUUUCUUUUGUGGAAACAGACCAUUGUAAUUUAGUGGAGCUGAAAAGGUCAUGAACUACCUAAAAUAUAUUUUAUUUUGUAUAUAUCAAGAAAAUAUGGGCUGUUUUUGACACUAAUUUUGCAUGGUCAGCACUUCUCUGUUUUAAAAAAUCAAAAACCUCAGUGUUUAUAUGAAAAUCUUUCUACAUGUGUUUUCAGCCAAAUAUGUCCAUUAUUUAUCAAAUAUAUCCUCUGAAGAAAAAAAAGUCAGUUUUAGACCUUAAAAAAAGGAACACACAUUUCAAAUCAGACUGCUUUAUUCUUUAUUUAUCGAGCAAGUCAAACUACGUCUGGCUUCUCCAAAAAAUAGGAAACCUGGUGUAGGUGAAGGUGCCAUGGUUUUUAGAUUCAGAUGGUGGGUUUGUCUUGGGUUGCAGAUAGUGCCCUGCUCAUCUGAAUGUUGAUGUGAUUGUGAUACAUUCUUGUAAAGUCAUUCCUUGGCUGCAGUUGUCUGUGAUGCUCUGACCACUGAUGCGUGUUAUGACAACUAUUGACUUAAAUUCUGAUUAAGCUCUGAAUCAUUAAAUCCUUCCACGAUUCCAGCUAAGGUUGUGUGGUGUUCUGGUACUGGAAAAGAAACAAAAAACCCAGUUUUAAAAAUGGUACAGUAGCAGCGGUUCAGUAUUUUUAGUACCAGAAGUAAACAUUACUUUUUUACUCAUCCAACCACCUUUGACAGGCACCCACCCACCCACCUUUUCUUGUUUAAACACAUACUGGAUGCUACAAGAGGGAAGAUAGGGACCUUUUGUAGUUAUCCAGUAUUUGCUUUCGAAUGGUUUCAGUGCUGGUACUGAGAUUCAAGAGCUGAUAUCAAUACCAAAGUAAACAUUUUUAUGCUGAUCCAAGGCUAGUUCCCCCAACCAAUAAAAUGUUUAGAUAUGUGUAUCAUUGAAAGUAGAGGUCAUGCACUUAAAUGCUGAAAACAAUAGUUAUGAAUAUUCAAAUGGCCUGGAGAUUUUUGAUUCACUCUUCUUAUUAAUGUAAAUUGAAUCUAAGAUCUUUAUUUUGCCACAUUUCAGUAUGUCAGUAUUUCCCUGUUUCAAGACUCAGCAAAAUAAAAUUAAUGAUAAUAUGAAACUAUCAGCUAACAAGACGUUUCUGUUAUUUUUGAGUACCUUCAGCCAAUAGGGUUGCUAUCUAAAUGGUUCAAUGGCCAUCAUUUAAAAAAAAAAGUGUUUCAUCCAAAUACAAAUAUACAAUUCCAAAGAAAGAAAAUCAUAAAUAAAAAAACAACCAGACUUGUUUUUUCUUCUAUGCAUUUUACUUUUGCACUUCUGCACCAGUUCUGUCCUUGUUGGGGUAAGAUACCGUUGUGUGGUGGAGCAGGCUUAGCCUCUUGUGCAGCAACAAAUUUGGGUAUUAAUGUUGCUGAGUGUAUUUCCCCCUUCUUUACGGGAAGACGUCCUAGCGUAUAUCAAUCAGGUGCAUUCACAAUUAGACAAGUGGUAACAGGAGAAGCCUGUGCCAUCAGUGGCAGUCUGCUGAUAGUUGCUCGAGUUUAGCUUGCACUUGAACUUCUAGUAUACCUACUGUAUAUAAACACAAAGGCUGCAGGUCAUCCUGUUAACAGUUUGGCUACUUUCAAGUAUACUGUGAUGUAAGAAAUGCAGGUGAAGGUUAAGCAUGUUAGGAAAAUGAAUGAAAUGAAAUGACUGUUCACAAAUGUGUUAUUUCUCAAGUUAUUUAUUUUUUUUAACAUGCAUUUAACCUUUAGCCCCCUGUACAUGGACAGAGAUGCGGCCCUUGUCUGAAUCAUUGUAACAUUCAUUAAUAGACAGUAGAGUGCUUCUCCUGUAGUUAACAUUUAUUUAAAUGUGGAUCAAUACUGUUUAACUUGUGCUUUGAGAUCCUUUGCUUAUGGUGUGUCUCAUCAGUACUUAUCUGCAUAUUCUAACUAUUCCUUUAAUUAUUUUAGAGGCCCUGUUAUUUACAUUAUGUGCUUUUUGAUGUAUUUUCUGUUUCAACUAACUGUUACUUCUGUAUUAGUGAAACCGACUUUCAUAUGCCUUUACAAGCCUCCAUUCAUGAUAUCAGACAACCCAGCAUGUUGAUAUUGUUUAGCAGUCAGACAAGACAGUCGGUCCUGGGAAAGCGAUGAGGGUCCGAGAGUGUGAUCUGAAGGUGUGUGAGUGGCUUGAAGAAGAAGGUGUAUUGUAUGAAUUGUAGUUUUUAAAAGCAUGGCUAUUUCUCUGCCUUACAGGGAUUCACAGUGUUGAUGUGGUGCCAGCGAGCCCUGAGAAGAAGGGAACAUCAGUCUUGGGGGGGAGUGUCGUGUUACCUUAUGUUUAGCUGUGUCUGUGUGUCCUUGUUUUUGUUCUGAAUAAGGCAGUUGAGAAACAGCAGUAUGUUAGUGUGAGUGAGCGCAUGUGUGCGUGUGCAGUCCAGUCCUGUCAGGAGCUCAAGCAGGUCUUAUUUUUGUUGAAGGCUAAUGAAAUAGGAAGAAAGUGAGGAAGGUUUACAAUGAUGAUGGUCAAAUUAGAGUAAAAACAUAAUACUCGGAGGAUGAAGCACUAUUAGUUUGACAAGCUGUGGUUUUCUUGUAAGGCUCAUGAGAGUUAUGGAAAUGUUCAGUACUGAGGAAAACUGAAAUUAUUAAACUGCCAAAAGCAUUUAGUAAGAGGCACAAUUUUUUACUGCAUAUGAGUGAGUAUUAUGCUCACAUAAAACUGUCAAGUUUAUGUUUUAGUGCAAGGCAUUUCAAAAAUUGUUGCUUUUAUAUACCACUACCAUAGUCAGGGGAAAGUUUUGAAAAGAUUUCUUUAAUUACAGAUGUGUGCAGUAAUAUUGUAAUUUCAAUGGCGUCACUGUGCCUUUUAUUGCAAAAGUGAACAGAUAAGACAAAUCCCAACACACCACUCAUCUGCCUGAUGAAAGAUGUAUUUCAUAGUUCAGAUUUGUACUCUUUUGUUUUUUUACAGUUUUUGUUGUUGCUGUCUGCCUUGUAAGUAAUGUGAAUGACCAUGGUGCUAAUAGAAUUAUCUGAACUCAUAUGAAUGUUCAUCCUUGCCAUAGAGAUCACGCAACACAUAAUUGUGUUUUAUUUGUAAGGAUGCGUCUGAUUUCACCAAAGCAGAAGAAAGAAAGAAAAUUAUAUAUUUGCUGAUUUCAAAUAAAAAGUGAAAGAGGGCAAUGAGUAGUACAAUAAAAGCUAAUUUUUCAAAUGGUGGCACCACAUCCGAACAAUAAUGAUGAGUGGUGUUAGGCAUUUAAGAGAUCUGCUCUCUACCUGAAAAAAAAAAAUAGUGCUAAUUCUCAGAUUCAAAGUGAGGUGUGAACAGGGUAUCUUCCCCUCUCGUUGCAUAGUCCAUCUGAAAAUGGGAAACUAUCUUUUAAAAAUUGCUUUGUAAAACUUUGAUUAAUUUUUGUUUUGUUUUGUUUUGAAUAAUUUUAUGUUCACAUUGUAUCUGCAUUGCUCUAAGAAAACACAAUAAACCUAUGAUCUUUCUAGUG
Polypterus senegalus (gray bichir) is the source of this 11102-nucleotide messenger RNA. It is a transcript of the gene sh3pxd2aa, whose product is annotated as SH3 and PX domains 2Aa. The record is from RefSeq and is a predicted model, not a curated record. Gene Ontology annotation, biological process: superoxide anion generation. Lineage: Eukaryota; Metazoa; Chordata; Cladistia; Polypteriformes; Polypteridae. Gene Ontology annotation, cellular component: cytoplasm. The transcript is spliced from 15 exons. The coding region runs from base 494 to 3820 and encodes 1108 amino acids. Gene Ontology annotation, molecular function: phosphatidylinositol binding; protein binding; superoxide-generating NADPH oxidase activator activity.